AUGACAACCUCUGUUGUCCUUCAACACUCCCUCGACACUCUCACUUCCAAACAAAUCCAUCAAAUCCCUCUAAUUAUCUCCCUCGAGGGCAAGUUACCGCCCCAUCUGAUUGACACAACAGUGCCUCUCCAGCUUUCUUUGUCACUUCCUGAACCCUACAACAUGUUUCUACAACCCAUAAUCAGCGAGGAAUCGCCCCAUCUGGUACGGGUAGAAAAGGACCUUCCUACCUUCCAUUCCACUUCAUCCAAAUCUGCUGUCUCCGCCACCAUUCCUUAUCCGACUUUCUUGCCGUUACCACCAACGUUUGACCACCAAAACACCCAAUCCUGGGUUGAGCUGCACCAGGGUAUCGCGCAGUGGAUGUCCAGUUUCGUUCAGCAAAGGCACCACUCGCAGGACUGGGAAUGGGGGCAAGAAGCUUAUUGGAUGGCGUUUGCAGCCGCAUACACCAAUUUUCCGACCGCUAAUUGGCCAUCAUGGGACACUACCAUAGAACUAGAAGGGCCGUUCAUUCAAGGCUGGUUCUAUGGGGGACAAAAAUCAACGUACAACGAUCGCUUGGAGUAUUCAGAAGAGGGCUCAGAGGCUUCAGAGGAUUCAGAGGAUUCAGAGGAUUCAGAGGAUUCGGAUAAGGCCACGCAAGACAGAGACCGCAACGUACGAAAAGACUUAUGGCAACGCUUCCGUGUGCAUGUUUGGUCCGGGUACUCCAUCUUCAUCUGA
Marasmius oreades (fairy-ring Marasmius) is the source of this 726-nucleotide messenger RNA. RefSeq lists its product as uncharacterized. The coding region runs from base 1 to 726 and encodes 241 amino acids. Lineage: Eukaryota; Fungi; Basidiomycota; Agaricomycetes; Agaricales; Marasmiaceae. The record is from RefSeq and is a predicted model, not a curated record. The transcript has 3 exons.